AUGGUCCAGGAGAGAUCGAGGACCACUGUCAGAUUUAACCUUACACGACCAUCUGCAGCUUCCGUUCGAUCAGCACAAUCAGCCGGAUCAUUUCUGAGCCGGCAGCCUUCAGACGAUGAUAAAGAUUGGAACAAAGCUCGCGCAGACCCGGACACCUCGGAAGAGAUAUCCUUCUUCAUUCACUACUGGAAGAUAUUUCUGAGAGUACUCUUCGCGCUCACUCUAAGUGCUUUGACUUUUGGAGCUGCGGUCACACAACAGGGAACAUUUUCAGUCCUCGCCUCUCAUCUAGUGCCAGCUGUAGGCAGAGCACAGAGUCUUUUCUCUGAGCUGCCAGCAUUUACUCCCGAGCUUUUAGGAAGAUAUAGCUUCAAUCUCUGGCUUGCGCUCAUUCUCCCGAAUCUUUAUACUUUCGCAAAUUGCAUUUACUUCUGCAUAUUUCGUCAGGCGCAGCUGAUACGAAAAAAUGACAAGAGUAUCGACUGGUUUCAUAUUUUGCUCCCUGCCGGACUAGAAUUGGUUUUCGUAGCAGCACAAAGCAUUUUCGCUUUCUUUAUCUGCCCUCUCAUGGUAAGACCCCUGAUUAUUGCAUCUGGACAACUUGUUACUUUUGUCCCGCUUAUCUUCAAAAUAGUCGCGGAAUUUUCAGAAUUCAGAGAUUUGCGUUGGCGAAGAGAUAAAACUUUAAAAAUCGUGAAAUGUUCUGUCUGUGUGCUUGCCUUCAUUGCUGGAGCCGCAGCAAUUAUCGCCGCCGUCUUUAUGUCUCCAAACUUUAUGGUCUACGAUCUCAUUUAG
Messenger RNA from Oikopleura dioica, 795 nucleotides. The record is from the annotation of a GenBank genome assembly. NCBI's taxonomy places the organism in Eukaryota, Metazoa, Chordata, Appendicularia, Copelata, Oikopleuridae.